UUUGUUUCUGUUUUUCUUGUUUUAUUUUCCCCUCUACAAUUAUUGUCACUCUGUUUCCUCUGUUUUUCUUGUUUUCUUCUUAGUUUCUGCUAUUCCGAGUUUUUCCUUGAAAUUGUUAAACAAAAGAAACAAUUUUUUUUAUCUGUUUAUCUUUUCUUUUGUUUUUGCUAUUGUUUUCUUGAUUCAAACGUUUGGUUCUCUGACUUUUUUUUUUGAAUUUAAUGCCAUAGAUUUAUUUUGAAAAAUCCAGUAACAAUCAAGUUUUAAGUCAUGGCAAUCUUUAAAUCGGAUCAAGAACUUGUAGUUUUGUUUUACUCUGGCAAAGUAAUAUCUAUUUUCUAAUCUGUGGUUCGUUUUGUUUAAAAAAUAAUGGGAGAAUCAAGUGAAAACAGAAAGAAAAGUAGAGAAAUGCACAAUCUUUCAUUACAGAUAGAGAAGUAUCCAAGAGAUCUGCUGCAGAGAUUUAUGUCAGCCAGUGACACACAACAAUCGCAAGUACAUACACCAACUUCUCAUAACGAAGAAAAAGCUGAAGAAAUCGAGCUAAAUCUCGGGCUAUCGCUUGGUGGACGAUUUGGGGUUGACAAAAAUGCGAAGAAAAAGCUGCUUCGAUCCUCAUCUAUAGCAGGCUCAAUACCGAUAUUUAGAGAAUUCGAUAUCCCCGCAACACUGACAACGGCAUCAACUACAGCGGCGACUGCACAGUCUGUAAUGUAUCCUGCACUUACAAGAGCCUCUUCGUUGCCGUCCGAGACAGAAGAGGAGUGGCGGAAGAGAAAGGAGUUGCAAUCUUUGAGAAGAAUGGAAGCAAAGAGGAGGAGAAAUGAAAAGCAAAGGAAUUCUAGUUCAAAUCCUAGUGGAAAUGUGAAAGUGGAUAGAGCGGAGAUGAAUAUGGAGGAAGAGAAUCAGGUUUUGGUGGCUAAUAAGGCGGCGGGACAUCCUUCAGGAAUGCAAAGCUGGGCUUCAGCGGCCAGGCACACCUUGCUUGCCAGUGGAGUAAAAGGUGGUGGUGGGUUCUUGCAAGUGUUAGUGCAGUCUAGUUCGCAAGGGUCUGUGGAGUCUCAAGGUGGGAGUUCAUCCGGCAUGUCUGAGUUGGAAGGUAAACCUAUUCAAGGAUCAAGCAGUGGUGGAGAGGCAAGAAGCCCUGCUAGUACUCGGUCCUGGCAAGAUCGAAGCAGUCAAGAGAUCGCAGGUUCUUCAGGGACAAAUACAAACGAAAAUUCCGGGAGAAGUUCCAUGACAGCAAUGGAGAAUCCACCCAAGAAACUUGAAUCCUCAAGUAGUGGGAUGAAGGCAUAUGAAGAUAUGCCUUGUGUAUUCACCAAAGGAUCUGGGCCUAAUGGAAGAAGAAUAGAUGGCAUUCUAUACAAGUAUGGAAAGGGAGAAGAAGUGAGAAUAAUGUGUGUAUGCCAUGGCAGUUUUCUAUCUCCGGCAGAGUUUGUCAAGCAUGCAGGUGGUGGUGAUGUCGACCACCCACUUAGGCAUAUUGUAAUAAACCCUUCCCCUACUCCCUUUUCAUGACUUAAUCUGUCCAAGCUACCACCCCUCUGAAAAUGGGGAUGUAAAUAGAGUAAAAUAACAAAGAGAGAAUCUUAGAAAUUAGUCCUUUUCAAGUUCUUGAAAAGGAACUUGAUUUAACUGUUUCUCUGGUUUUGAGUGACUUCUUCUAAUGCAUCUCUUUGGAGGCUUUCUGCA
Molecule: messenger RNA, 1695 nt
Organism: Mangifera indica (mango)
Lineage: Eukaryota; Viridiplantae; Streptophyta; Magnoliopsida; Sapindales; Anacardiaceae
Product: ninja-family protein AFP1-like
Exons: 2
Coding region: 370-1521 (383 amino acids)
Biological process (GO): signal transduction; negative regulation of DNA-templated transcription; response to abscisic acid
Cellular component (GO): nucleus
Source: RefSeq, a predicted model, not a curated record